Messenger RNA from Equus caballus (horse), 5359 nucleotides. Its product is annotated as calcium-activated chloride channel regulator 1. Gene Ontology annotation, molecular function: intracellularly calcium-gated chloride channel activity. Gene Ontology annotation, cellular component: plasma membrane. The record is from RefSeq and is a predicted model, not a curated record. Gene Ontology annotation, biological process: chloride transport. NCBI's taxonomy places the organism in Eukaryota, Metazoa, Chordata, Mammalia, Perissodactyla, Equidae.
UUGGCAGCAGUUAGCUCAGGGCUAAUCUUCCUUAAAAAAAAAAAAGUAAAAAAAAAAUUCUAUUGAUUCAUACAAAUUAAUCACAGCAAUUCACAUUCUCUUAGAUCUUCUACUGUCAACUAUUAGUCUAUAAUAGAAACAAAUAGAGACAACUUUCACAAUAAUUUUCAAGGUUGAUACUCACUGAUUCACAUAAAGUAUAUGUCACACAUACUUUAAAAACAUAGACUCUGAAACUGGAUGACCUGAGUUCCAAUUCCAAAUUUGCCCCUUCCUGAAAGUGUGAUCUAGAGCAAAUUAAUUAACUUCAUCAUGCCUCAGUUUCCUGAAAAAUGGUCUGCCCCUAAAAUCUUUUCUGAUUCCAUCUCAUAUAGAAUCUAUUUCCCAACCUUUGCUCCCUAGCACUUAUAUGUGCUUAUAACUCUCUUACAGAACUUUUCUUACCCUACCUUGUAUUUUAAUCUUUCUUAUCUAAUCUAAUUCAUGCAAUUGAGUCUGCAAGUUCUUUGGAGACAGUGUUUGUGUUUUACUGGAGAGUAGAGCACUGAGCCUGGCACACAGAAGCACUAAUAUAUUUUUCUAUAUGAUUUAAAAGGGAUAAGGAAAAGCGAAAAAUAAACAUUAAUUGAGGGCCUACUAUGUACCUGGCACUUACAAUAAGUGCUUUCCCCAAAGGUUAUUUCAUUUAACCUUCACAACAUUUCUUCCAGAUAGGUAUUGCUGUCCACAUUUUAUGGUUAAGGAAAUUCAGGCUGAGAGAGGUUAAAUUCAGAAAAAAUAAUCUCUUCCCUCCAAGGAGUUUACAAUCUAGUAGGGGAGGUAUACUAUGUAUAUUAAAAACAACAAAUGCAACGCAGGUAGUAUGUAAUAAGUGGUUCAAAUGAGUUCAAAAGAAAGAAAAAUUACUUCUAGAGUGGAUUAUUUGAGAUUUUAUGGGUGAGACCACAGCUAAACCGGACCAGCAAGGACUGGAUACUGUCAAUAGAUGGAGAAAAUCAAAGAUCAUUCCAAAGGGCGUAUAGUCUCACUCCUGACAGACAGUUCCUCCUCUAGUCUUUUUUGGACAGGCUUAGAGACUACUCAUUCCCUAGAUGAACACUGAAAGACUAUAUUUAAAGUUUUACAAAAGAAGCAAAUGAAAACAUAAUAAAUAAUUGGCAAAAAUUUACAGCAAGGUUUGUAUUCAUAAUAUAAUAUAUAACAUUUAAUAAUAAUGGAUAAUAUUUAGUGAGUGCUUAUUAGGCACCAGGAGUCUUGUAUGAAGUGCUUCCCACAGAUUAUCUCAUUUAAACAUGCAUAAUUACUCCAAUAUCACAGAAGAGAAACUAGACCUAAAAAGAGCCAUACAAAGCUUACUAAGAAUCACGUGACUGUUAAGUGACCAAAGUAAGGGUCAGGUUUAGAUUCAUCUGACUUCAAAGCCAGCUCACAAUGCUAUGUGUACAACAAUUUCAAACUAAGGAACACUGGCAGAUUUGUAUCCAAUCCAAAAAAUAAAUUUUAAUUGAGGCGUAUUAAGUUUUCAAGUUACAUAAAGACUCAAAGCAUUCAAUGCCACUUGAAAACUGAAAUACACAAGUAGUCAUCACAGAAGGUAACCAAAACACCCCUUUUCCCCUAACCCAUAGCUGUCCCCAACCACUGUGUUUAUAUCACUCCCUUCAAAAGGAAGAACAGAAAUCCUGACUCACUGCCAAUCGUAUUCUAGUUCCUUUAUUGUUUUUUGUUUUGUUUUGCUUGUUUUUUAAACAGGCGUUUUUCAUGUGCUCUUUCCUGGUGCUUUUCAUUUCAGUUCCUCCUGGUUCUAAAAAGUAUUUUUCUGUAAACCAAUCCCAGGAUUGGAAAAUCUCUAAUACUAUUUGGUGAUGGUGAUGAUGAUGAUGAUGCUGGCCACUACAAUGACAAUGACAACUACACAAACAAUCUAAAAUAACUUCUCAAUUCAAUGAGUACUUAACACCUUAGCUGGCUUAGAAAGUAUGAUAAACAUUGCUACCUAAUAACCAAAUCUUUAGAAUGAGUAAGAUAAGGAAGCUCAUCAGGAUAUUUAAGCAAUUUAUUGUGUAACAUUCAUGCAAAUACUUUGGUUUAGAUUCAAAUUCCUCAUUUCAGCAGAUAUAAAUACUCUCCUUAUCUUUCCAAAAGGUUUAUUCUAACACGCAAAAAUGGUGCUCAGUUUGAAUGUUAUUCUGUUCCUAGCUUUGCAUGUCCUGACUAGAGUGAAAAGCUCAAUGGUAAAUUUGACUAACAACGGAUAUGAUGGCAUUGUCAUUGCAAUUAACCCCAGUGUACCAGAAGAUGAAAAACUCAUUCAAAACAUAAAGAAAAUGGUAACUGAAGCUUCAACUUACCUGUUUCACGCCACCAAAAGAAGAGUUUAUUUCAGGAACGUAAGCAUUUUAAUUCCAAUGACCUGGAAGUCAAAAUCUGAGUACUUAAUGCCAAAACAAGAAUCAUAUGAACAGGCAGAUGUCAUAGUUGCUAAUCCUUACCUAAAAUACGGAGAUGAUCCCUAUACACUUCAAUAUGGACAAUGUGGAGACAAAGGACAAUAUAUACAUUUUACUCCAAACUUCUUGUUGACUAAUAAUUUGCCUAUCUAUGGGUCCCGAGGCAGAGUAUUUGUCCAUGAGUGGGCCCAUCUCCGAUGGGGAGUAUUUGAUGAGUAUAAUGUGGACCGGCCAUUCUAUAUCUCCAGAAGGAACACUAUUGAAGCAACAAGAUGUUCAACUCAUAUUACUGGUAUUAACGUGGUUUUCAAGGAAUGCCAGGGAGUCAGCUGUAUAACAAGGCCAUGUAGACGUGACUCACAGACAGGGCUGUAUGAAGCAAAAUGUACAUUCAUCCCAGAAAAAUCCCAGAGCACAAGGGAAUCCAUAAUGUUUAUGCAAAGUCUCGAUUCUGUGACUGAAUUUUGUACAGCAAAAACACACAAUACAGAAGCUCCAAACCUACAAAACAAAAUGUGCAAUUACAGAAGCACAUGGGAUGUAAUCAUGGACUCUGAUGAUUUUCAGAAUGCAUCUCCCAUGCCAGGAACAAAUCUACCACCUCAUCCUACAUUUUCAUUGCUCAAGUCCAAACAGCGAGUAGUUUGUUUGGUACUUGAUAAAUCUGGAAGCAUGGAUUCAGACGACCGUCUCCUUCGAAUGAAUCAAGCAGCAGAAUUAUAUUUGAUUCAAAUUAUUGAAAAGGAAUCUUUGGUUGGGAUGGUCACAUUUGACAGCUCUGCUGAAAUCCAAAAUAAUCUAACAAAAAUAACUGAUGAUAAUGCUUACCAAAACAUCAUUGCAAAACUGCCUCAGUUUGCUGGUGGUGGAACUUCAAUUUGCAAUGGACUCAAAGCAGGAUUCCAGGCAAUUGUCUACAGUAACCAGAGUACUUCUGGUUCUGAAAUCAUAUUACUGACAGAUGGGGAAGAUAAUCAAAUGAGCUCAUGCUUUGAGGAGGCAAAAGCAAGUGGUGCGAUCAUCCAUAGCAUUGCUCUAGGCCCUUCUGCUGCCAAAGAACUGGAGACUCUGUCAAAUAUGACAGGAGGACUUCGUUUUUCUGCCAAUAAAGACAUAAACGGCCUUAUUGAUGCUUUCAGUAGAAUUUCAUCUAGAAGUGGCAGCAUCACUCAACAGGCUAUUCAGUUGGAAAGUAAAGCCUUUAAUAUUAGCAGGAGGAAAUGGGUAAAUGGUACAGUGCCUGUGGAUAGUACAAUUGGAAACGACACUUUCUUUGUUGUCACAUGGACAAUACAAAAGCCAGAAAUUCUUCUCCAAGAUCCAAAAGGAAAGAAAUAUAGAACCUCAGAUUUCAAAGAAGAUAAACUAAAUAUUCGGUCUGCCCGUCUUCAAAUACCAGGUAUUGCAGAGACAGGUACUUGGACUUACAGCCUACUAAAUAAUGCCAACUCUCAAAUGCUAACGGUGACAAUGACUACUCGAGCAAGAAGUCCUACCACACUCCCAGUAAUUGCAACUGCUCACAUGAGUCAAAAUACAGCACAUUACCCUAGCCCAAUGAUUGUUUAUGCACGAGUCAGUCAAGGGUUUUUGCCUGUUCUGGGAGUCAAUGUAACAGCCAUUAUAGAAAACGAAGAUGGACAUCAAGUAAUAUUGGAGCUCUGGGACAAUGGUGCAGGUGCUGAUACUGUCAAGAACGACGGCAUCUACUCGAGAUAUUUUACAGAUUACCAUGGAAAUGGUAGAUACAGUUUAAAAGUAUUUGCCCAGGCAAGGAAAAGCACAGCUAGACUAAGUUCAAGACAACAACAGAAUAAAGCUCUAUAUAUACCAGGCUAUGUUGAAAAUGGUAAAAUUAUACUGAACCCACCCAGACCUGAAAUCAAAGAUAACACGGCAGAAGCUGAAGUAGAAGACUUCAGCAGACUAACCUCUGGAGGGUCGUUUACUGUAACAGGAGCCCUGACGCCUGGAAAUCAGAAUCAUGUGUUCCCACCAGGCAAAAUUACAGACCUCCAGGCUAAGUUUAAAGAAGAUCAUAUUCAACUUUCAUGGACUGCCCCUGGCAAUGUCCUUGAUAAAGGAAAAGCCAACAGCUACAUUAUAAGAAUAAGCAAGUGUUUCCUGGAUCUCCAAGAAGAUUUUGACAAUGCUACUUUAGUGAAUACUUCUAGUCUGACACCUAAGGAAGCUGGCUCAAUUGAAAAUUUUGAAUUUAAACCAGAACCUUUUACAACAGAAAAUGGCACCAAAUUCUAUGUUGCAAUUCAAGCCAUCAAUGAAGCCAAUCUCACCUCAGAGGUUUCUAACAUUGCACAAGCAUCUAAGUUUAUCCCUCCACAAGAACCCAGCGCCCCUGGUCUGGGUACCAAGAUUUCUGCAAUCAGUUUGGUAAUUUUUGGAUUAGCUGUGAUUUUAUCUAUCCUUUAAACUAGGAAUUGUACUAGAACUAAAACUCAAUGUUAUGAGUAUUUGGUAAACAUUUAUUUAGAAUUUAAUUUGCUAUACGUGUCUAUUAUAAAACUCUUUGUAAUAUAAAACUGAAUGUACAAAAGGUGUAAAUUUCCUAAUUCCUUGAGUUCAUUAAUGCUAAUUAGAUGCUAAAUGUAAAUCAAAAUGAGUACAACAUUUCCUAUCUUUGAAAAACCCAUUUAUUAACUCAGUAUAAAAAGAAGAUGCAUAUUUGUACUUGUAGGCUUUUUAAGAAAUUUUUGGAGUGUGCUACAAAUUCACUUGGUAUAUUAACAAAAUCAAAAUUUAUCCAAGCCAUUUGAAAAAUAUUUACAUAUCCACAAUAGACAAUUCUAUGGUAGAAUUAUUUAAGUUUUAUUCUUGAUUAUGAAUGAAUACUUCAUGUUUACAUAAACUGUAAUCAAAAAGGACAAUAAAGAUAAUUUUCCAAUGAGAAA